AUGACGAUGAACUUCGUGACGUUUAACCAGGACUAUAGCUACCUGGCUGUAGCCACUUCCAAGGGCUUCCGUAUAUUUACGACAGACCCCUUCGCCAAAAGCUACGAGACAAAAGAGGGGAACAUCGCCAUCAUCGAGAUGCUGUUUUCGACCUCUUUAGUGGCCUUGAUUCUCUCACCCCGUCGUCUUCAGAUCACGAAUACCAAGCGACAAUCUACGAUAUGCGAAUUAACAUUCCCAACCACCGUCUUGGCCGUUAAGCUGAAUCGAAAACGACUAGUUAUUGUCCUGGAGGACCAAAUAUACCUGUACGACAUUCAAACCAUGAAGUUAUUAUACACUAUCGAGACAUCGCCGAACCCGAAUGCACUAUGCGCGUUGUCGCCGUCGUCCGAUAAUUGUUAUCUUGCAUAUCCUCUUCCCCAAAAAGCCGCUCCUUCUUUGAACCCUCCAGCUCACGCUCCGCCUGGGAGUACACAUGUGUCCCCAACAAGUGGUGAAGUCUUAAUAUUCGACACCCUGAAGUUAGAGGCCAUCAACGUGAUUGAGGCGCAUCGAUCACCGCUGGCAUGCAUUACACUAAAUGGCGAUGGUACGCUUAUCGCCACUGCGUCAGACAAAGGAACCAUCAUCCGAGUAUUUUCCGUACCGGACGGCCACAAACUAUAUCAAUUCCGACGUGGCUCGAUACCGUCAAGAAUCUUCAGCAUGUCCUUCAACACCACAUCGACUCUCCUUUGCGUUUCAUCAUCUACUGAAACGAUCCACCUUUUCAAGCUUUCACCCCCGUCCCAGCAGCCGCCCCAAGAAGGUUCGCUUACAUAUUCUCCGCCUACUGGACGUCGACGAAGCUUCAGCUCCCUUAGCCAGUCUCCAGACGAGGACAAUGCGAACGAGGAGCACGGAUCCUCGGACCUAUCAGGCAGAAAGCAUAAUGGAACACUGAUGGGCAUGCUCCGUCGCACUUCACAGAAUGUCGGUGGUGUGUUCGCUGCCAAGGUUGGAGGGUACUUGCCAAAAGGCGUAAGCGAGAUGUGGGAGCCAGCUCGCGACUUCGCCUGGUUCAAAAUUCCGAAACCUAACCAGGGCGCCGCGCAAAACCCAAAUGCGGGCCCAUUACGGAGUGUCGUCGCAAUGAGCAGCAACACACCCCAGGUAAUGGUAGUCACGAGUGACGGCAACUUUUACGUUUUCAGCAUCGACCUUUCCAAGGGUGGUGAGGGGACAUUAACGAAACAGUACUCAGUACUCGAACCAAAUGAUAGGCUGGGAUACUCAGUCACAGACUAG
This is a messenger RNA of Aspergillus puulaauensis, 1290 nucleotides long. RefSeq names its product phosphoinositide binding protein ATG18 (gene ATG18). Bases 1 to 1290 code for a protein of 429 amino acids. Gene Ontology annotation, biological process: protein lipidation; protein localization to phagophore assembly site; autophagy of mitochondrion. Lineage: Eukaryota; Fungi; Ascomycota; Eurotiomycetes; Eurotiales; Aspergillaceae. Gene Ontology annotation, molecular function: phosphatidylinositol-3,5-bisphosphate binding; protein binding; phosphatidylinositol-3-phosphate binding. The record is from RefSeq and is a predicted model, not a curated record. The transcript is spliced from 5 exons. Gene Ontology annotation, cellular component: fungal-type vacuole membrane; extrinsic component of membrane; cytosol.